Staurois parvus is the source of this 263-nucleotide messenger RNA. NCBI's taxonomy places the organism in Eukaryota, Metazoa, Chordata, Amphibia, Anura, Ranidae. The record is from the annotation of a GenBank genome assembly.
GGCAGCACUGAUUGACAUUGAUAGGUGGCACUGACUGGCACUGAUGGGUGACAUUGAAAGGCAGCUCAGAUGGGCACUGAUAUGUGGCAUUGAUGUGCACUGGUAUGCACUGAUAUGUGGCAUUGAUGUGGCACUGAUGGGCACUGGCACGUGGCACUGAUGAGCACUGACUGCUGGCACUGAUGGAAACUGACAGGUGGCACUUCUGGGGCCACACUGAUCAUCAGUGUUCUGAUGAUCACUGUCAGCGUCACAGCUCGAGA